Arabidopsis thaliana (thale cress) is the source of this 2721-nucleotide messenger RNA. RefSeq names its product Protein kinase family protein. The transcript has 4 exons. The coding region runs from base 299 to 2452 and encodes 717 amino acids. The record is from RefSeq and is marked reviewed. NCBI's taxonomy places the organism in Eukaryota, Viridiplantae, Streptophyta, Magnoliopsida, Brassicales, Brassicaceae. Gene Ontology annotation, molecular function: ATP binding; protein kinase activity.
UUUAGCUUCGUCUGCAAAACCGUUACAGAGAGACAGCGAAAACCUGUGGGGAAAAAAUUUUAGAAGCAACCCAAAAGAGAAGAGAAGAAAUUUAUUUCUUUUUCUCCCUCUCUCUCUCUUUUGAAGCUUCUUCUGAUUCAAAGUUUUACAGGUUGGAGAAGAUUGUUGAUGUUUUGGUUUGAUUCGAUUAGUCAAUCCUAUGAUUUCAUAUAUUCCAAGAGAAUUCAUAAAUCCUUGAACCAAAAUAAGGAUCUUCAUUUCAGCUUUCUAGAGAAAUUGAGAAAGCCUGUGAUAUGUGAUGGAGCAAUUCAGGCAAAUCGGAGAGGUUCUAGGAAGCUUAAACGCGUUAAUGGUAUUACAAGACGAUAUCUUAAUCAACCAAAGACAAUGUUGUUUGUUGUUAGAUAUUUUCAGUUUGGGUUUCAACACCGUAGCCGAAGAGAUCAGACACAACUUGAAGCUUGAAGAGAAGCAUACUAAAUGGAGAGCUCUUGAACAGCCUUUGAGAGAGCUUUAUCGAGUUUUUAAAGAAGGCGAAAUGUAUGUUCGGAAUUGUAUGUCUAAUAAAGAUUGGUGGGGUAAAGUUAUCAACUUUCAUCAGAACAAAGAUUGUGUUGAGUUUCAUAUACAUAAUCUGCUUUGUUACUUUUCGGCUGUGAUCGAAGCCAUCGAGACCGCGGGUGAGAUUUCGGGUCUUGACCCUUCUGAGAUGGAGAGGAGGAGAGUUGUGUUUUCAAGAAAGUAUGAUAGGGAGUGGAAUGAUCCCAAGCUGUUUCAGUGGAGGUUUGGGAAACAGUAUUUGGUACCGAGGGAUAUUUGCUUACGGUUCGAGCAUUCGUGGAGAGAAGAUAGGUGGAAUCUCGUUGAGGCAUUGCAAGAGAAGAGGAAGUCCAAGAGCGAUGAGAUUGGCAAGACUGAGAAGCGUUUAGCUGAUUUUCUGUUGAAGAAACUAACGGGACUAGAACAGUUUAAUGGUAAGCUCUUCCCCAGUUCGAUACUUGUUGGUUCUAAGGAUUACCAAGUGAGGAGGAGAUUAGGUGGUGGUGGUCAGUACAAGGAGAUUCAAUGGUUAGGGGAUAGUUUUGUGUUGAGACAUUUUUUCGGUGAUCUUGAGCCGUUGAAUGCAGAGAUUUCUUCUCUGUUAUCGCUUUGUCAUUCGAAUAUACUUCAGUACCUUUGUGGAUUCUAUGAUGAAGAAAGGAAAGAAUGUUCUCUUGUUAUGGAGUUAAUGCACAAAGAUUUGAAAAGCUACAUGAAGGAGAAUUGUGGACCUAGAAGAAGAUAUCUUUUCUCUGUUCCCGUUGUUAUCGAUAUAAUGCUUCAAAUCGCGAGAGGGAUGGAGUAUCUUCAUUCAAAUGAGAUUUUCCAUGGAGAUUUGAAUCCAAUGAACAUUCUUUUGAAAGAGAGAAGUCACACCGAAGGUUACUUCCACGCGAAAAUCUCGGGUUUCGGUUUAACCUCAGUUAAGAAUCAGUCUUUUUCUCGGGCUUCCUCUAGACCAACCACACCUGAUCCUGUAAUAUGGUAUGCACCUGAAGUUCUAGCAGAGAUGGAACAAGAUCUCAAAGGUACAGCUCCAAGAUCAAAGUUUACACAUAAAGCUGAUGUCUAUAGCUUUGCUAUGGUGUGUUUUGAGCUUAUAACCGGUAAAGUUCCAUUUGAAGAUGACCAUCUUCAAGGCGAUAAAAUGGCUAAGAACAUAAGAACGGGAGAGAGACCUCUCUUCCCAUUCCCUUCACCAAAAUACCUUGUUAGUCUAAUCAAACGGUGUUGGCAUUCAGAACCGAGUCAGCGUCCAACAUUCUCUUCGAUUUGCCGGAUCCUCCGCUACAUCAAGAAGUUCCUAGUGGUGAAUCCGGACCACGGUCACCUUCAAAUCCAAAACCCUCUAGUUGAUUGCUGGGAUUUAGAAGCAAGAUUCUUGAAAAAGUUCUCAAUGGAGUCAGGUUCUCACGCAGGAUCAGUGACACAAAUACCAUUCCAGCUUUACUCAUACAGGAUUGCAGAGAAAGAGAAGAUGAGUCCAAACUUUAACAAAGAAGAGAAUUCAGAUGCAGGGGAAUCUGUUUCUGAAAGUGUUUCAGUAGUUGAAGAGCCACCAACAACAAUGCCAAUGUAUACUAAGUCAUUAUGCUUAGAUGCAAUAUCUGAAUACUCAGAUACAAGAUCAGUCUACUCAGAAGCUCCAAUCAAAAAGACAUCAGCUUUAAAGAAAAGUGGUGACACCAUCAAAAACAGAAGAAAUUCAAUCUCAGGUUUAAGGUCUCCAGGAUCAUCGCCUAUAAAACCGAGAUCAACACCUAAAGUAUCAUCACCACUAAGUCCAUUUGGAAGAAGCAGCAGCAACAAAGCAAACAAGGAUACAAGAUUGCCUUUGAGUCCUAUGAGUCCACUGAGCCAUGGAAGACGUAGACAACUAACUGGUCCUGCUUCAGACUCUGAGCUUACAUAGCUUUGAAACACACAUCGUGGUUUUUUCAAGAAUCUUAAACUAACAAAAAGUUUUCAGAGUUAGUUCCCAUAACAUACCCUUUUUUGUCUAACCUCUUUAAUACCAUUUUUUUUUUGUAUGUGUAAAAUUUUGCUUUCGUUAGAUACUUCUCUCUAAGCUUCUGCAAGUUCACAUUUUUAUUGUACCCUUUUUCGCCUUAAGUCUUUAUUCCGAUUUUGGAACUCCUAUGUUCGAAGUUUUGCUCGAUUAAAGAUUGGAUUUUUGCGUUU